CUACUUCACUGGCUGCUCUCUGACUGACAUUGGAAAACAACUUUCUGAGAAGUAGUAACCGCCGACUGAACCCUGUACAAAUAGGAGUUUCAGGAAGGGAAGAAGCAAUGGUGCCACAGAAACAAGCUGAAGAGGCUAUUGUCCCUGGGGGCAUAAGUGCGAAUGACAUAAGUGUGAAUGACGGAACUCAGGGAGGAGAGGAAGAAAGAGUAGAUCAUGAGCCUAGGCAUAGCUUCAAAAGCUUACUUUGGCAUGGAGGCUCUGUUUAUGAUGCUUGGUUCAGCUGUGCCUCAAAUCAGGUAGCACAGGUUCUUUUGACUUUGCCAUACUCUUUCUCCCAACUGGGGAUGCUUUCAGGAGUCCUUCUACAGAUAUUCUAUGGUUUAUUAGGAAGCUGGACUUCUUAUCUCAUCAGUGUCCUCUAUGUUGAGUACCGGACCAGAAAGGAGAAGGAGAAUGUCAGCUUCAAAAACCAUAUUAUUCAGUGGUUCGAGGUGUUGGAUGGUUUGUUGGGUCCACAAUGGAAAGCUGUGGGAUUAGCGUUUAAUUGCACAAUGCUCCUAUGUGCUGCUGUUAUACAGCUGAUAGCCUGUGCAAGCAAUAUAUAUUACAUUAAUGACAGACUGGGCAAGAGAACAUGGACAUACAUAUUUGGGGCGUGUUGUGCAACUACCGUGUUCAUCCCCUCAUUUCACAACUACAGAAUUUGGUCAUUUUUUGGUCUGGGGAUGACCACUUACACUGCAUGGUACCUAACCAUCGCGGCCUUUAUCCAUGGCCAGGUUGAUGGAGUAAAACAUUCUGGCCCAACAAAACUAGUAUUGUAUUUUACUGGUGCCACCAACAUACUUUACACUUUUGGUGGUCAUGCUGUCACUGUGGAGAUCAUGCAUGCAAUGUGGAAGCCGCAGAAAUUUAAGUAUAUCUAUCUGUUUGCGACCAUCUACGUCUUCACACUAACAAUCCCAUCAGCUGCUGCUGUUUAUUGGGCCUUUGGUGACCAGCUCCUUGACCAUGGAAAUGCCUUCUCAGUGCUUCCUCGCACACGUUUUCGUGAUGCAGCUGUUAUUCUAAUGCUAAUCCAUCAGUUCAUAACAUUUGGAUUUGCUUGCACCCCUCUGUAUUUUGUGUGGGAAAAAGUUGUUCGGAUGCAUGACACAAAAAGCAUAUGUUUAAGGGCAUUGGUCAGGUUACCGGUGGUGAUACCAAUUUGGUUCCUGGCCAUAAUAUUCCCCUUCUUUGGGCCGAUCAAUUCAGCUGUUGGAGCAUUUUUAGUCAGCUUCACCGUCUACAUAAUCCCUGCUCUUGCACAUAUGCUUACUUACCGAAAGGCCUCGGAUCGCCAGAAUGCUGCAGAAAAGCCACCAUUCUUCCUACCGAGCUGGACCGCCAUGCAUGUGGUGAACACAUUCGUGGUGGGAUGGGUUUUCGUGGUUGGAUUUGGAUUCGGAGGGUGGGCAAGCAUGAGCAACAUCAUCAAACAAGUUGAUUCCUUUGGUCUGUUCGCCAAAUGCUAUCAGUGCAAGCCGCCUCCUCCCACACACCAGCACUAAGCCGUGACACGAUUAGUGUCGUACUAACCACCUCAUACUGUGCAUUUGUCUGCAGUACUGUGCUGUUGUUUCUCCCCAGAUUUUAUUUUGUCCAAACUUUUACAACGCAGACAUAGUGAUCAGUCUACUAGCGUUGACAGGGAAUCAAAGGUUGACAACACAUAGGAACUUCAUCAAUGAUGCUAUUACAAA
Coffea eugenioides is the source of this 1745-nucleotide messenger RNA. Its product is annotated as auxin transporter-like protein 2. The record is from RefSeq and is a predicted model, not a curated record. The coding region runs from base 108 to 1553 and encodes 481 amino acids. The transcript has 9 exons. NCBI's taxonomy places the organism in Eukaryota, Viridiplantae, Streptophyta, Magnoliopsida, Gentianales, Rubiaceae. Gene Ontology annotation, cellular component: plasma membrane.